CGGAACUGGAACUACAUAAUGCAGAAUCAACACGAGCUUCAUCUUCCACAGAAACGCUGAUGAGAAGAAGUGAACGAUUAAAUGAAAUACCAUUGACUAGGUAUUUCCAGGAAUUCGAGGAAGAGGAUUACCAGCAAUCCAAUAAUUAUAAUUUCGGAUUUCCUGAACUUUUUGGAGUAGAAAAUCAAGAACAGAAAACUCUUACUGUACAUAGGGGAAACAUUUUUGAUGAUCUUAUCAAAGCAUUCGAAGAUGAUUUUUUUCUCAGAGGAAAUUUAAAAUUAGAGUUGAUUCUUCCCACAGGCGAAAAAGAAUCAGCUGAAGACUUCGGUGGGGUAUGGAGGGAUGUUCUUUCCGAAUUCUGGCAGACAUUUUACGAAAAAUGUACAGUUGGAACUAUCAUGAAAGUUCCUUAUAUUAGGCAUGAUUUUGGGGAAUUGCAGUGGAAAGCUAUUGCAAAAAUUUUUUUAAAAGGAUUUAUAUUGGAGAAAUAUCUCCCCAUUAAAAUAGCUCCAGUUUUUCUCAAAACGUGUUUUAAUCUGAAUGUCAAUGAUGAAGAUCUGAUUAAUGAAUUUUUCAAUUAUAUUUGUGAUACAGAUCGACAAGUUUUUGAGCAAGCACAAAAAAAUUUUGAUGAAGUUGAUUUAGAUGAAUUAGUUGAAAUUUUCAGUACGUAUGAAUCUAAAUGGAAUCCAAACGAGGACAAUUUCAAACAGCUUUUGCGAGAUAUAGCACACAAAGAACUAAUUCAAAAACCAGCUUUUGUUGUGAAAUGCUUUCAGAAAGAAUGGGAGUAUAAAAUCACCAAUCAUGAAGAAAUACUGGAGCUAUACGAAAAAAUCAAACCCUCAGUUAAAAAUUGUCUUAAAAAAAUAGAACUCGAGAACUCAAAUAUUACAAAUGAACAAAAUAUUGUUUUCAAUUAUUUAAAAAAAUUCAUAAAAGAAGCUGACGAUACGAUAAGAGAAGCUUUUUUCAGAUACUGUACCGGCUCAAACUUACCAAUUAUGAGUAUAAAAGUAGCUUUCGUAGAAACAACUGGUAUCAACCGACUACCCAUUGCACAUACAUGCUCCGGACUACUGCAACUGUCAUCAACAUACGAGAAUUUCAUUAUUUUACGAAGCGAGUUAAAUUCUAUUUUGAAUUCAAAUAUUUGGAUAAUGGAUUUAGUGUAAUCCUUGGCGGAAUGAAAUCAUCUUUCUUCGGGGCUAUAAUAUUUUUAGCACUCGAUGACACCAGUCAGAUUUUUUGGCAUAUUAUGUCCUCGGAGAUAAGAUAACCCUCUUUUCACGAAUAAGUUGUUUUUAUUUUUUUAUUUAUAUUCGAGUUUGGCGCUUGAAACCUACUAUGAAUUUGUUUAGUGAGGACAAUUUGAGUAAUACGUAUAUUAUAGCUAGACAGAUUAGGAAAUUAAAUUGGCAUUAUAAUAUAGGAUUUACAAUAAUAGGUUUGUAUACAAUUUAGUCGAGCUAUAGUGAACCAAUACAUACACGUGUUGUAUAAUCAAGUAUCGAAUUAGACCACUGUAGCAUGUUUCUCCUUCCUACUGUUUAACCCAUUUUUACUACGAAAGAUGGAAGCUUGCAUAAUAUACAGUUUCAGUUACAAUAUUCAAAUUUGUGAAUGUAAGAUGAAGCCAACGAUUGAAACGAAGAGAGAGGAAAAUACAUUUCACAAUGGUCCAGUUGAAUACUCGAAUAUAACCGCGUAUAUCUGUAAUAUUUUGUGCUGGUCUACUGCCUCGAGUAGAUUUCGUUCAAACCUCCUACAGUCUGUGAUUUCUGAAACUGUAUUCUCUAGACUCUAGACUCUAGAGCAUAAAGAUUCAUUCUAGAGUCUAGAGUGUAGACUACUCUUGAGUCUAGAGUCCACAUUCGUAACCUAAAAAUGUUGCCAGCAGCUCAC
Phaedon cochleariae (mustard beetle) is the source of this 1908-nucleotide messenger RNA. NCBI's taxonomy places the organism in Eukaryota, Metazoa, Arthropoda, Insecta, Coleoptera, Chrysomelidae. The record is from the annotation of a GenBank genome assembly.